Molecule: messenger RNA, 2715 nt
Organism: Adineta ricciae
Lineage: Eukaryota; Metazoa; Rotifera; Eurotatoria; Adinetida; Adinetidae
Source: the annotation of a GenBank genome assembly
AUGUUUCGCAAGGCAAAACAACGCAGUUUACGUGGUCGAACGGACACCGAUAACAACGAAGAUGAUCAAGCAAAUGUAUCGGACAGUCAACCGCCUUCAAUUGUUAUCCAGCAGCAAACAGUUACUACGAAAACUGUGGUUAAAAAAGCUGACGUUCCAAAAUCGCUGCUGAGUUUCGGUGAUGAUGAUGGCGAUACGGAAGAAUUCAAAGUGAAUAAAUCACGUGAAAGUCGUAAAAUGACCAAAGAACUUAAAAAGCAACAACAGAUGCAGCAACCAACACCGACUGUAGUAAUUGAACAAACUACGACGAUAACUAAAACUACAUCGGUCGAAGAAGUGGUUCCAGUUAAAGAAGAAAGUUCAAAUGGUGAACUGGAGAUUAAAUUUAAGCCACUUCAAAUUGUUCCCAACAAAUCGUCAGCCAAUUCGUUUACAAGUACAAAUAUGGAAAUCCAACGUUUACGAAAAGAAAUGCGAGCCAUGAAUGGUCAGUCGAGUGCUGUUGCUGAUUUCGAUGAAAUUGAAGGGAUUAUCGAAGGCAACGAAGAUGAUGAAGAUGUCAAUGAAGUAGAUGAGACUCAACGCUCAGUUAAACUAAUGUUAAGAAGCGGUGUCAUUCCUGAUUCAACGAUGAUCCAUGCAGCACGUAAACGGCGUCAAAUGGCACGAGAAAUGGGCACACCUGGUGAUUAUAUGUCAUUAAAUACUGCUGAAAACGGAUCAUCGAAUCAAAAGUCUCGUUUAAUUCGCGAUGAUGAUCAAGAUGCAAGUGAUGAUAGCGCAGCAGAGGAUCCUCAUAUAGUUAGUAUGGAUCGAAAUACAACUCGAGCAGAAAAUGAACGGCAGAAAAAUCGUGAUCGAUUUUUGGAAUUGGAACAAGGUAGCGACAAUGAUGAAGAUGAUGAAGAAUUUCGUCGUUUUGAACAUGAACAAAUUCGCAAAGGUGUCAGUUCAAAAUUGUCAACAAUCAAUUCAUUGGCUUCCUCCUCUUCCAAAUCUCAAUUACCUCAAUCAGAUGCGAAAAAUCCGUCGUCAGCGCUGGUUGAACCACAGCCAAUGGAAAUUGAAAUCACACGUGAAUUACCACCACUUGAAUUGCCAUCUGUAACGUUUGAUACUAUUCGAGACCGUCUACGCGCAUCCCUUCAAUCGACAAUCGAAUCGAAUGAGAAACACAAGAUCGAAUUAGGAAAAGCUCAACAAGCAUAUGAUGCGAGUAAAACAUCAUUAGAGAAGAAUAAAGUCAAUUAUCCUGAAAUGGAAAAGUCUUAUCAGUUCUAUCAAAAAUGCCGUGCUUAUCUUUAUUCCUUCGUUGAAUGUUACAAUGAGAAAAUAAUAACAAUCAUAGAUCUUGAAGAUCGCUGGCUGCAGUUGUACAAACAGAGAACCGAUAUGAUUAUAACCCGUCGUCAAGAAGAUAUCAAAGACCAAUGUGUAGAAUACUCCACAGUAAAAGCGUUAGCAUUUGUCAAUGGAACAUUACCGACAAACGAUUUUCGGACAGCAUUGGAUCAAAAACGGCAACGUCGAGCCACUGAACGUGAAGCCCGACGGCUGAGAAGACGAAAGGAUCGUGAGCAAAGUUCAACUUCACACUAUGAUGGUAUGUCGACGGACGAUGAAGAAAAUCAAUCGGAUAUUAACACAUUCUCCACACAAAAACAAGAAAUUCUAAAUGAAGCUGAACAUGUUCUCGACGAUGUGUCGGAUGAAUUUUCCAAGUAUCGAAAAAUCAAGACGAUAUUCGAACAAUGGAAAUAUCAGUUAAAUGAAUCAUACACGGAUGCAUAUGUUGAAAUAUGUCUACCAAAAGUAUUUUCACCGUUAAUACGUAAAGAAAUGAUCGACUGGAGACCAUUCGAAGCUUCAUGUCGUCCUAUAGAAUCGUUCAAUUGGUAUCAAGACUUACUCUUUUAUGGAGUAAAAAAUGGUGACAAUGAAGACGAAGAAUUUCCAUUCAUGCCUUUGGUCAUCGAAAAAGUGAUCAUACCAAAAUUGACGAUUAUUGUCGAAAAUAUCUACGAUCCAUUAUCAUCCAAACAAACGAAUCAUCUUGUAAAAACAAUUGAAACUAUCUUUCAGACUUAUCCAACAAUGACAAGUGAUAGUAAAGCGGUUCAGACUUUAUUAAAAGCUACUGUUGAUCGAUUGCAACGUUCACUGGAUGAUGACAUAUAUAUUCCUCUAUAUCCGAAAGAGAUCAUCGCACUUGGUUCAUCUCGAACAUCAUCGAAUAGUUCAGCAAUUGCUGCAACAGAAUUUUUCUUUCGACAGUAUUGGACUUGCGUGAAAUUGUUAGAAAACAUAACAAGUUGGUCACAAGUUUUAUCGUUGAAAACCAUUCUUGAUUUGUCCAUCGAUGGUCUUCUCAAUCGUUAUAUCUUAUUAGCAUUGAAACAAAUGGAUCUAACAUCAAAUGAAAUGAUUACACGUUGUUUAUUACUAGCAAAAUGUUUUCCAAUCAAACAAUGGAUUGAUAAUAACAAAACUCUCCUAGCUGAUCAAAUGAAUGAUACGACAUUACCAGCAUUAGAAAACUUCUGUUCAUUUUUGAAUCAAAUGGCACAAGAGUAUUCUGCAUUGGUCUUUAGUGCAAAUGAAAAAGAUGCCAAAGUGUAUAAAGAAAAUAUUCGACAAAUUCGUGUUAUUUUUGUUCAUCUUCACGCAUUGGAUCAUGCCCUCAAGCUUACCAAUGAUUAUGAGAUCAAAUAA